Messenger RNA from Parasteatoda tepidariorum (common house spider), 3763 nucleotides. Lineage: Eukaryota; Metazoa; Arthropoda; Arachnida; Araneae; Theridiidae. The record is from RefSeq and is a predicted model, not a curated record.
CAAAAUUUAAAAGAUUACUGGUACAAGGUGCGGAUUAUAAUUUUAUUUGUAAUGUAUAAGUACUGUUGUUUAUAGUCAAGCUUUUAGAUCUGUGCAAUAAUUAAGUUUGAAUACUUAAUAAAUCCAAUGCUUUCAAUGACAAUGUCAUCAUCGGUAGGAGUACCAGAAGUGCAUACUUCAUCAUCACAACAUUCAAAUUGCUCAAUAAUGUCCUUAGGAAAAAUGUCCAUCCCAUGUUUUUUAGCCAUAGAGAUAUAGAUUUAGAAAAAAGUCUUACAGAAGAUAUGCAAAAUUUUUUACUGUUCUGUGUAAAUCUCCCUAAAAUGGAGUUGAUCAUAAUGAAUCUUAAAAACGCUGCUGUUAUAACAACUUGUGAAAUGUAAUUCAUCUCCCAUCUUAAAACCUGGUAAACUCAUAAUGAACAGACUGAGCCAGAGUCUUGUUUCAAAUACCACCCCGUCAUCUCUUCUACAAUGGUUAACAGAAGAAUUAGAAAAACGGGACAUAGAUACGGUAUAUGCACGGUAUAUUGUAAGUCUUCUUCAACAGGAUUGUGCAGAUGUAGAACCAAGUGAAUGUUGCCAUAACAGGUUUUACCAAUUAAAAGGAUUUCAAAAAUGCUGUAUACUGAAAAAUUCUUUUCCGUUUUCAAAAUUAAAACACCAAAAAUUCAAGAAAUCAGCCAAGCAAAUGAUGUUUAUGCAUUCUUGUCUACAUUGCAAUAAAAAAUGCUUAGAUGUUGAGAGGCUGAAAAGAAAUGCUGCUGUUGAAUGCUUACAAUCAACGUAUCAUGAUGUUGAUGAUGUUGAAGAACUUGUUGAUCAGGUGUAUAUUGAGCUGAAAAAUAUAAAGAAUCAAAAAGUAGGUGAGAAGGAGAAGGUUUACAGAAGCACUUGUGGCGAUAGAAUUGAAAAUUCUUUUUUCAGGCCUGCAUCAUCAUCAUCAUCUGACAUUCAAAAAUACUUUGAUGAUUUCCCUUGUCUCAGUUCUUCUGAAGAAAAUGUAUCUGUUGAAAAUUGUAACAAUAGUAUCUGGGAUCGAAAACCUUUCAGAAAGACAUAUUGCUUUGAAAAUAAUACCGUUCAUUCUCCAAAUCGUUUACUCUCGGUGAAAAGUUGUAAUCAGCCUGUAAUACCAUAUAAAUUCUUAAAAACCAUUAAAAAUGUUUACAAAACUGAUAGUUCAUUAAUAAUCAACCAUGAUAAAGCUCUCAUUCAAUGUUCAGGUAUUGAUAUCGAUAAUUUUAUUUCAAGUUUAGGAAACGCUCUAAAUGCUCAAACUUUUAAGCUUUUAGUUAAUCAGUUUAUACGAAUGAAACUGAAAAAUCGUGAUAUUAAACCGAAACUCAAAUUACCUUUGUGGACUUCCUUGUCAGUUUUUAACAACAUUGCUUUCAAUGGGCUAACCCUCUCUCUUAAAACUCUCGAGAAAGUUGAGUGUUAUGUUAUUAAAAUUUUCCGAGAAAUGCAGAGUAAUAUUUAUUUGAAUUAUUUAAUUAAAGGAAUAGCUUUAACAUUCAUAUUUCCGGCAUCUGGCAUUAGUUUCGUUUACCUUUUUAUAUUCUCUAUUAAAAACUUAAAUUAUGCAUAUAAAACAAAAUCUGAAGCUUUAUUAAAUUUUUCUGGUGUUAAUGCUAAUUCUGAUAAUGUAGAAAGUAUAUUAAAACUACUUUUUUCAUCAAAAACUGAAUGUAGUAAAAAUAUCAAUAGCAAAAAAUAUAUUGUAUUGAAAUAUUUUCAAAGUAUAGAAGAAUGCUUACUUUUAAAUGGUACAUUAGUGGUAAAUUAUGCUGUCAUCAAUCAAAAACUUUCAACAAAGUUACUUUUUGAAGCUUAUUUGAAAGCUAUUAUUUUAUUUUCUGGAUUGCAAGUUGAAAAUUACAAUGCACUAGUUUUCAGUCAAGUAUGUUUAAAUUAUGAUCAUGAUGUAGUUGAUAAUACUAAAGUAAUUAAUGAUUUUAUAAGUUCACACGUACUUUAUUCUAAUGAAUUAAAAAGCUCUAUCUGUGACUUGAAGAAAACAGAAAAGUUUUCACAAAGCAGUUUAGGACAAUUUAAAAGUUUUUUGAGAGAGCCCCCUACUGUUAAAAAUCAUACUUAUAGUUCAAUUCCUUUAUUUUCAAAUGUUGGCGAUUCUUCAUUUAGAGAUAUACAUAAUUAUAUUGCAACUGAAAGCAUUACCAGGCUAAGCAAAUACAAAUUGAGUAAUUGCGAUCUUUCUUCAUUGAAGUCAGACUGGGAGCCAUAUACUGAGUAUAUGGCUCCUGUGAAGUCAGCAUGGGAGCCUUGUACCGAGCUUUCAGAAAAUUAUCCAAAAUUAAAUGAUAAGAAAUGGCUUUUCUUUUGGGGAGAUGAUCAAAGUGCUAUUGAAAAUAUUUGGUUAAAUGAUUUAACAUCUAAAAAAGAUCCAACCUUUGACAAUGAAAUAAUAAAUCUCCCUGAAACUUGGGAUAUUAAUAAUGACUUAAAAAAUUUUGAGUUUAAAAGUUCAAAUUUCUCAAAUUUAGUUAGUGAUCCAAUUAUUCAAAAACUUAUUCAAAGUGAAGGUAAUGUUGAACAAUACAAAAGUAGAUUUGAUGAAAUAGAUCUCCAAAACCUGUAUGAUUCUCAGUUAAAUAUUUGGAAACCUGAACCAUUUGAUAUUGAAUUUAGUAAUGAUAGUUUCUCUGAAUUUGCUGAAGAAAGGAUUUUUGACUUAAAAAACUUAAAUACAGAACUGUUGCAAACGAAUAAUGUGAAUGAAACUGUUUGGAGCACCGAAUCAUCAUAUUAUAUGCCACCUGAAUGCAAAGAUGCAGUUAUAUCUGACAGUUUGACUUAUGAUGAAAAUAAAGCAGAUUGGGACUCCAACUUUUAUUUUGAAGACUCCUAUUCCUCAAGCACAGAAUUUGAGCUUGCAGCCUCUGAAGAGACUAAGUUGGAAAAUCAAUUUAAUGUUACUGAAUGUGAAGAUGACUCUUACCUAUCAACUUCACUUUCAUCAACAAAUUACAUGGACAAAAAUAUAAAGCAAAAUCACUACUUUAUGAAAAAGCCUUGUAGCUUUUAUUUACAAGGAAAUUGCUUUCGAAAUGAUUGUAAAUACUCCCACGAUGUGUCGACUAUAACUUGUAGGUUUUGGAAAGAAGGUGACUGCUUUAAAGGUGUAACAUGCCCAUUUCUUCAUGGGGAAACAAGUCCCAAGGAGGAGAGUUGCAAGAAAAGAUGUUUCAAAAAAACAAAAGUCUUCAAAACCAGAGAGAUUUACUCAUUGGAAUCAGAGAAAGAUUUUCCAUCACUUUCAGCUAAUAAUUCUGAAAUACAAAAAAUUACCAAGUCGGAUCCCAUUAAUAUUAUUCAAGAUAAGUCUUCUAAGAAGAAAAAGAAUAGAAAUAAACAUUUGCACACAUCGGUAUGAAAAUGGAGUAUCUACCUUAAUUCUUUAAAAUGUCUUGAAUAUCAACUAUAGUUAUUUUACCUUAUUGUGUUUCUUAUUAUAAUCUUGAAUUUUAAAUAUUUUUGUCUUCUUAUGUUUCUAAUGUGAACUUUUUUCUGCAACCUAAUUAAAUAAUUCUGGUAUUUUCCAUAAGUCUGCUAUAAUUAAACUUUGUGAAUUCAUAUAUUUUAUUAUAUAUGUUUUAUUAUGUAUGUUUUAUUAUAUAUAAUUAUAUUAACUUACAAUUAAUUAAUAACUUAUUUCCCAAUUAUUCAUUUUCCACACGUCAUUAUUUCCUCCCAGUUUUUAUCAAAUUUAUUUAUUAUUUUAGCAGUAAGUGAUCAUAUUA